AUGGCUCAAUAUUCCAUGUACAAAUCACACCAAGGUGGAAACGUUCUUGCAUACAAUGGUCAUGAGUACCUUUACAAAAGGUCUAACCAAGAUGGCUCUAUUGUUUGGAGAUGUCAAAAAUAUUUUUCAUUAAAAUGCCAUGUUACGUUAACUACCAAAGGUCAACAAAUUAUAAAACAACCUAACGAUCAUGAACAUCCUGAGCUUUGGAAUCGUACAAACGAUGCACUAGCCUGUGCUCCAAAAACAACAAAUGCUUCCGAAGGCUAUCAUCAUGCACUGAAUGCAAUGUUUUCUUGUCAUCAUCCUGGAGUCUGGAAAUUGUUUCAAGGGAUCAAGAAUGACAUUGGAGUCCAAAGAUUAGUUGCUGUUCAAACAAGGAAUGGAAUUGAGACAACCAGGAACAAGUAUAAAGCCCUUGCUGAAACAUUAUCUGCCAAAGUCCAAGGUUAUGGAACAGAGCCAGAUAAACUAAGAUAUCUGAGACAAAUUGCCCAUCUUCAAGUAAGCUAA
Molecule: messenger RNA, 513 nt
Organism: Helobdella robusta
Lineage: Eukaryota; Metazoa; Annelida; Clitellata; Rhynchobdellida; Glossiphoniidae
Exons: 2
Coding region: 1-513 (170 amino acids)
Source: RefSeq, a predicted model, not a curated record